Molecule: messenger RNA, 387 nt
Organism: Vicia faba (fava bean)
Lineage: Eukaryota; Viridiplantae; Streptophyta; Magnoliopsida; Fabales; Fabaceae
Source: the annotation of a GenBank genome assembly
AUGAGCAGCUCAAGAAUUGUUCCAGAGCAUGAAGAUGCAGAAGCAUUUAUGGAGGCAGUGAAACUUGUGUUGAAAGAUAAGAGAGGAAAGUAUGAAGAAUUCUCAAAACUCAUAAUUGGUUACAUGGCCAGAAGCGUUGAUAUCGGAGCUGUCAAAGAAUUAGCCAUAAAGUUGUUUAAAGAGCAUACAGAUUUGAUUUCAAGAUUCAACAAUUUCUUGCCACCGGGUCAUGAAAUCUCACUUGCAUUGGAUGAUGAACAACAAGUUGCUGAUGAUGAAGGGUUAGUAGUCAAAGAUGAACAGAAAGAUGAUGAACAAAAGGGUGAUGGCGAUACAUUAGCAGUCAAAGAUGAUGAACAACAAGGUCAUACAUUAGCAAUCCCUUAA